CUCCGUCGAAUCGGACAAAGGAGAGAGGUUCGUUGUGUGGCUCAGGCUCUCAGUCUCAGACUGGCUUCGUCUCUGCUCCCUAAUCCUUUGAGCGACGCUGCCCAUCUUCCAUCAAUUCACAAUAUCCUUGCACAGUCGAUUAUAAUGCAAAUUCCCCAACUGGUUUGCGUCCAUUGCUUCUUCAACUGAAUCGUAGUGGUUGAUUUUGGCUGAAUGAGCUCCCAUGCCUUUGAUUGCUGAGAUUUCUACUGCUCAGCCUGUUUUCCACAGUUUCCCUCGUACCUCCUAUGCCCAAUCAUGUCUUCAUGUUAAAAAGUCACUUGCGUCACUUACUUCUGGGAAUGAAAAGGAAAAUUAUCCUUCCUGGAAAUCUCUGAUUGUACCGAAACGGGUGAGUUUCACUGUAUGCCAGCCUCAAAUUUGUAGGCGGUGGUUCUUGAUUAGAGCAGUUGCUACUCUUGAACCUAAGCGUGUGGUUCAUGAUGGGAAGGGGGACGUUUCUAUGGGGGGAGGGGCUGAAUUUAAGAAUUCUCAAAUGGGUGCUGCCCCGAGUACUUCAGAUGUUCAGCUUUCCUCGUCCAGUGAAGAUACGGAAGAAAUGGAUGCGCGAGAGAGGUUGAGGCGAGAGAGGAUUUCCAAAGCGAAUAAAGGAAACACGCCGUGGAACAAAGGGAGAAAGCACAGUGCAGAGACCCUUAGACGAAUCAAGGAGCGAACAAGGCUUGCAAUGCAGAAUCCUAAGAUAAAAAUGAAGUUAGUUAAUCUUGGCCGUUCUCAGAGUGAAGAGACGAGGAUGAGAAUUGGCGUUGGAGUGCGAAUGGGGUGGCAAAGACGCCGUAAGAAGCUGAAAUUACAGGAAACUUGCUACUUACAGUGGAAAGAUUUAAUUGCUGAAGCAUCAAGACAAGGCGGUCUGGGUGAGGAAGAGUUGCAGUGGGACUCCUACCAAAUCAUGAAUGAACAACUUAAAAAGGAGUGGCAGGAGAGUGUUGAGCAACGGAAGACAAUGCCCAGGCCGGUUGGCGGCAGGAGGGCACCAAAGUCAGCUGAGCAGAGGAAGAAGAUAUCCGAAUCCAUCUCUGCCAAAUGGGCUGAUUCUGAAUAUCGUGCUCGAGUUUUCUCUGGCCUGGCUAAAUAUCAUGGCACACCAAUUGGAGUCAACAGAAGGCCAAGGAGGAAGCGUAGUGAAAGUACAGAGACCACAAGAAAGAAAGAAAAGAGUGGUGUUAAAUCUCCUGUUGCAGGUGGGUCUAAGAUUGAAAGCCAACGAUUGAGACUCAGGAAAAGCAAAGCACCGCGUUUUAAAGACCCCUUAGCGAGCUCUAAGCUGGAAAUGAUAAAGAGUAUCAGGGCAGAGAGAGCAAUUGCAGAAACUCAAAAAACGGAAGCCAUUGAACGAGCCAGACUCUUGAUUGCUGAAGCUGAGAAAGCCGCCAAGGCCCUUGAGGUGGCUGCUACUAGAAGUUCCAUUGCUCGAGCUUCCCUCUUGGAAACAAGAAAUCUUAUAGCUGAAGCCAAACAAUCAAUUGAAUCCGUAGAAAUAGAGCGAAUGGCAUCCCCGCAGAGCGAAGAACGGAAUGCAGCAGCCUCCUACACCUACGAAGUGGGGGGUACCUCAAAUGAGGAGGGAGACUCAGUUGGCGGAAAAGGGAACCAAAAUGGAGUGGUUCAAACAAUGGCAAAUGGAACCCAGUUGUUUCCAUCGAGCAUAGAUAAGGAUUUUGAUUUUAGCAAGUUAAGUUUACAGGAUAUACUUGGCGGAGAGAAGGAAGUUCCAGCAAGCUCCAAUGGGCAUGGCGCAUGUCAUUCAAGCUUUUCAAGUCUGAGAAACCACCCUAAUGGGAACAAGCCAUCUGACCAUAAACCUUCCUUGAACGGAACAAAACUUCACCACCUGGAAGAGAAACCGGAUUCCCAAGUGAUUAGUGUCACGAAGAAAUGGGUUCGUGGGAGGCUGUUUGAAGUAGGUGAUGGAGGUUGUUAGGCUUGAUGUUUAAUGAAUAUGAAGCGCAUUUUAUUUAUCACAUCUCUGUAUUACAAACUAGCUGAUUCUGUUGAGUUUUUGGAGCAUUCAUCCAUCAUACAUUAUUAGAGCAGCCUUCUGGGUGUUGUUCGAUUUCUUAUGUAAACAAUCUCAACUUUGUUGGCUAUGAAAAUUCUCUUGCUCCCUUCA
Molecule: messenger RNA, 2173 nt
Organism: Cucurbita pepo subsp. pepo (vegetable marrow)
Lineage: Eukaryota; Viridiplantae; Streptophyta; Magnoliopsida; Cucurbitales; Cucurbitaceae
Molecular function (GO): DNA binding
Source: RefSeq, a predicted model, not a curated record